CGUGUUCGGGUUUGUGGUGAGCCGGGUCCGAGAAGCGGCGGCGGCGGAGGAAGGACAGAGAGCUGGGCCAGCUGAGGGGCUGUGGGUCAGUAAGGGGCUGAGCGAAGGUACUGGAGUCGCGAAAGCCAUUGUCACGCGAUGGGGAAGAAGCAGAAGAAUAAGAAUGAGGACAGUGCCAAGGAUGAUAUUGAUCUUGAAGCCUUGGCUGCAGAAAUAGAGGGAGCUGGUGCUGCCAAGGAACAGGAACCUCAGAAGUCAAAGGGUAAAAAGAAAAAGGAUAAGAAGAAACAAGAUUUUGAUGAGGAUGAUAUCCUGAAAGAGCUUGAAGAGUUGUCUUUAGAAGCACAGGGAGUCAAGGUUGACCGUGAAACUACUGGAGUAAAGGCAGCAGAAAACAAUGAAGAAGAAUUCAGUACUUCUAAGCAAGAAAGAAAAAAGAAAGGACAGAAGGGUAAAAAACAGAGUUUGGAUGAUGAUAGUGAAGAAGCAGAGGAGAAAGAGUCAAAAUCAAAAAAGACCUCCAGAACAAGAAUAGAACCACUUUCUGGAAGUGAAGAUGAUAAUUUUGAUAAACUUUCUAAGAAGGGUAAAGGGAAAACUCAGAAAUCAAAUAAAAAAGCAGAUGGUUCAGAAGAGGAUGAAGAGAGCGUUAAAAAAGGUAAAGCCCGGACCAGAGCAGAUUCAUCAGGUGGGAGUGGUGAUGACUCUGAUGACUUCUCUCAGUCUAGAAAAGCACAGAAAAAGAAUCAGAAAAUCAAAUCAGCUCUUCAUGUUGAAAGUGGGAAUGAAGAUGAUGACUCUUCUUUCAAAAUAAAAACAGUGGCACAAAAGAAAGCAGAAAAAAAAGAACGAGAACGAAAAAAGAGAGAUGAAGAAAAGGCAAAAUUGAGAAAAUUGAAAGAAAAAGAAGAGUCUGAAAGUGGUAAAAAAGAACACACAAAGCAGAAAGAAACUCAGAAGAAACCAGAGGAAGAUGCUUUAAAAUCCAGAGUGGGUCUUGAUGCUGGAGCAGCUCCUACCUCAGAAGAAAAGGGAGAUACUCUCACAACUACAGAAGCUGAUGAUAAUGAAAGUGACAAAAAGAAGAAAGAUAAGAAAAAAAAGAAAGAAAAGGAGGAGAAAGAAAAGGAGAAAGAAAAGAAAAAAGGUCCUAGCAAAGCCACUGUUAAAGCUAUGCAGGAAGCCCUUGCUAAACUUAAAGAAGAAGAAGAAAGACAGAAGAGAGAAGAGGAGGAACGCAUCCGACGACUUGAAGAAUUAGAAGCCAAGCGUAAGGAAGAGGAACGAUUAGAGCAAGAAAAAAGAGAAAGAAGGAAGCAAAAAGAAAAAGAAAGAAAAGAACGCUUGAAAAAGGAAGGCAAACUUUUAACGAAAUCUCAGAGAGAAGCCAGAGCUAGAGCUGAGGCUACUCUUAAACUUCUCCAAGCUCAGGGUGUUGAAGUGCCAUCUAAAGAUUCUUUGCCAAAGAAGAGGCCAAUAUAUGAAGAUAAAAAGAGGAAAAAACCACAGCCACAACAAGAAAAUAAAGAAGAAACAAUAGAAGUGAGUCUUCCAGUAGAAGUUACAGAACAAGCUAUUCCAGAAAAAGAAGAGUCCCUGCCUCUUGUAGAACCAGAAGAGGAAGAAGAAAGUGAAGAUACUGGCUUGGAUGAUUGGGAAGCAAUGGCUAGUGAUGAAGAAAGAGAGAAAGAAAGAAACACUGUGCAUAUUGAAGUAAAAGAAAACCCUGGAGAAGAGGAGGAAGAGGAGGAAGAGGAAGAGGAGGAAGAGGAGGAGGAAGAAAGCGAGGAUGAGGAAGAUGAAGGAGAGAGUGAUGGAAGUGAUGGUGAUGAUGAAGAAGAGAAGGUUUCAGAUGAGAAAGACCCUGGGAAGCCAUCAAUAGACAAAAAGCAAAGUAAAGAGCUCAGCUCUGAGUCUGAAUGUGACUCCGACGAUGACCGAACUAAGGAAGAGCGGGCCUAUGACAAAGCAAAGAGGAGAAUUGAGAAACGGAGACUUGAAAAUAGCAAAAAUGUAAAUACAGAAAAACUAAGAGCCCCUGUUAUCUGUGUACUCGGACACGUAGAUACAGGAAAGACUAAAAUUUUAGAUAAGCUCCGUCAUACUCAUGUACAAGAUGGUGAAGCAGGUGGUAUUACUCAGCAAAUUGGGGCCACUAAUGUUCCCCUUGAAGCUAUUAAUGAACAGACAAAGAUGGUAAAGAACUUUGACAGAGAGAACAUAAAGAUUCCUGGGAUGCUUAUAAUUGAUACACCAGGCCACGAAUCUUUCAGUAAUCUUAGGAACAGAGGGAGCUCACUUUGUGAUAUUGCCAUUUUAGUUGUUGAUAUUAUGCAUGGUUUGGAGCCACAGACAAUUGAAUCUAUCAACCUACUGAAAUCUAAAAAGUGUCCCUUCAUUGUAGCACUCAAUAAGAUUGAUAGAUUGUAUGACUGGAAAAAGAGCCCAGAUUCGGAUGUGGCGGCAACUUUAAAGAAGCAGAAGAAGAACACCAAGGAUGAGUUUGAGGAGCGGGCAAAGGUCAUCAUUGUGGAGUUUGCACAGCAGGGCCUGAAUGCUGCUUUGUUCUAUGAGAAUAAGGAUCCUCGUACUUUUGUUUCCUUGGUACCUACCUCAGCUCAUACUGGAGACGGCAUGGGAAGUCUGAUUGCACUUCUUGUUGAAUUAACUCAGACUAUGCUGAGCAAGAGACUGGCACAGUGUGAGGAACUGAGGGCUCAGGUGAUGGAGGUUAAAGCACUUCCUGGCAUGGGAACCACAAUAGAUGUAAUAUUGAUAAAUGGGCGUCUAAAGGAAGGAGAUACAAUUAUUGUUCCUGGAGUGGAAGGUCCCAUUGUAACCCAGAUUAGAGGGCUUCUGUUACCUCCUCCCAUGAAGGAACUGCGAGUGAAGAACCAAUAUGAAAAGCAUAAAGAAGUAGAAGCUGCUCAGGGUGUAAAGAUUCUUGGAAAAGACCUGGAGAAAACAUUAGCUGGUUUGCCCCUGCUAGUGGCUCAUAAAGAGGAUGAAGUCCCAGUUCUCAAAGAUGAGUUGAUUCACGAAUUAAAACAGACACUAAAUGCCAUCAAAUUAGAAGAGAAAGGUGUCUAUGUUCAGGCUUCCACGUUGGGCUCUUUAGAGGCAUUACUUGAAUUUUUAAAAACUUCAGAAGUACCAUAUGCUGGAAUUAACAUAGGCCCUGUUCAUAAAAAAGAUGUUAUGAAGGCUUCAGUGAUGUUGGAACAUGAUCCUCAAUAUGCAGUAAUUUUGGCCUUUGAUGUGAGGAUUGAACGUGAUGCUCAGGAAAUGGCUGAUAGUUUAGGAGUCCGGAUUUUUAGUGCAGAAAUUAUUUACCAUUUGUUUGAUGCUUUUACGAAAUAUAGGCAAGACUAUAAGAAACAGAAACAAGAAGAAUUCAAACAUAUUGCAGUAUUUCCCUGUAAAAUGAAAAUACUCCCCCAAUUUAUUUUCAAUUCACGAGAUCCAAUAGUGAUGGGUGUAAUUGUUGAAGCAGGUCAAGUGAAACAAGGCACACCCAUGUGUGUACCUAGUAAAAAUUUUGUUGAGAUUGGAAUAGUUACAAGUAUUGAAGUAAACCAUAAGCAAGUGGAUAUUGCGAAAAAGGGCCAAGAAGUCUGUGUCAAAAUAGAACCUAUUCCUGGAGAAUCUCCCAAAAUGUAUGGAAGACAUUUUGAAGCUACAGACAUUCUUGUUAGCAAGAUCAGUCGACAGUCCAUUGAUGCAUUGAAAGAUUGGUUCAGAGAUGAAAUGCAGAAGAGUGACUGGCAACUUAUUGUGGAGCUGAAGAAAGUAUUUGAAAUCAUCUAAUUUUUCCACAGUGGGCAGGAAAAAUAGUAAACUUACUAUUCUGUUGUAUUGUCACCAAGAAAACCAAGCAAAAAAAAAAAACAAUUGAGAAACAAUGUGUUGGACUUCGAU
This is a messenger RNA of Vombatus ursinus (common wombat), 3918 nucleotides long. It is a transcript of the gene EIF5B, whose product is annotated as eukaryotic translation initiation factor 5B. Bases 139 to 3807 code for a protein of 1222 amino acids. The record is from RefSeq and is a predicted model, not a curated record. Lineage: Eukaryota; Metazoa; Chordata; Mammalia; Diprotodontia; Vombatidae. Gene Ontology annotation, molecular function: GTPase activity; translation initiation factor activity; GTP binding. The transcript is spliced from 24 exons.